ACUGCUUAGACUUCAAGGUCGAGAGGGUAGACUUCUCCGCUGAGAGGGUGUUCAACUCGCCCAAAUACUUAGAUAUGAUGUGGGAGCGGCUUGAUUUCCUGCGCCUGGUGCUGGAGAAAGGCUUCGACUUCGUCUUCUCGUAGGCCUUUUAUGAAAGCGAAUGGAUAUUUAUGGAUCUAUUCUCCUGCACAUGUGAUGCAACUAGUUAAAGAUGUUCCAUGAAAAAGUUUCUUCUGCAGAAUGAGUGCAAACUUUCACUUCAUGAAUUGAAAACUAAAGCUCCAGCACACGGUUUAUAUUAAAGGAAGGACAAUAUCUCUUUUUGGGUUUCUCUGAAGAUCGGAUCGACUUAACUGCUUUAUUCAAAUAAUUCCAAAUUCUCUUUUGCAGCUGGCUUAUAAAGAGUUUUGUACCAUCCUUCAGCUGCAAGAGAAGUAGAUGAGCCUUUGGGAAAAUGAUAGAUCAUAGAUGUGCAUAUCCUGGCAUUCCAGAAAUACGAAGUAGAUGAAUCUAAAGCGACAAGUUUCAACUACUCAAAGAUCUGAUGUGCAUAGGAUUACUUGAAACAAAGGCAACAAUAGAUAAGAAGAUGUAUCAUCAAGGCCACAACAACGUCGUUUCUUCUAAGGAAGCAUUUCCUCCAGAGAGGCAUUUGUUAUUGCAACAAUGGGGGAGCAUUCCAGACGAAUCGGGACUAGUGCUAUCAACUGAUGCAAAGCCAAGGUUGAAGUGGACACCUGAACUCCAUGAUAAAUUCAUAGAAGCAGUUAAUCAACUUGGCGGAGCAGACAAGGCAACACCAAAAGCAGUCAUGAGACUCAUGGGCAUUCUUGGACUGACAGUGUAUCACCUAAAAAGCCAUCUUCAGAAGUACAGACUCAGCAAAAAUCUUCAACCUCAAGCAAACAUGGGAAGUACUAAGAGUGUUGUAGGUUGUCAGCUAGCAGCAGAAAUGACAGAUGAAGAUAAUAAUAAUAUAUCAGCCGUUACCAAUACAAAUAUUGUUCCCCAGCCCAAGAAGUUCUUUUAGAGCGGCCACGAGUUAUAACUUCGCAAGUAUCACAUGCUUGGGACAUGCCUGAAAACACAUUUGGUUCAGCUUAUGCAAAAUUCAUGGGAUCUAGGAACUUCUCUCCCGACGAUCGUCCCCCAGUUCGCUUCAUGGAUACAGAGGAACUGGCUUACGUGGCCACGCGUGCUCGUGAGGUGCACGACUUUUGGCACGUGCUAUUCAGGCUCCCGACCAACCUGAUUGGGGAAUCUGCCCUUAAGGUGAUCGAAUUUGAGCAAAUGCUUCUUCCCAUGUGUGCCAUGUCAGUUGUUGGAGGUUCAGCAAGGUUUAGCGAAAAGCAAAGGACUCUCUUCUUCCAGCAUUAUUUCCCUUGGGCCAUGAGGGUGGGCAUAGCCUCCACUGAUCUGAUGUGCAUCUACUAUGAGAAACAUUUCCAUGAAAACCUUGAGGAUGUUCGGAAGAGAUGGGGCAUAACCCCUUGCCCAAAUCCGGAAGCCUAAAAGAAAACGAGAAGUAUACAUGGAUAAUCUCUGUAAGGACAUUUUUCUUCGUGGCAAGAUGGAUGAUCAAGGUUGGGUUCCCAUCUCAUUGAUUGCUACCUUUAACAUGGUCAAAAGGGUGACAACGAGCACAGCGGUGAUAUUGAAUGCUCUAAGAGAUUCGACAGAACUUGAAAUACAG
Molecule: messenger RNA, 1693 nt
Organism: Zingiber officinale
Lineage: Eukaryota; Viridiplantae; Streptophyta; Magnoliopsida; Zingiberales; Zingiberaceae
Product: ubiquinone biosynthesis protein COQ4 homolog, mitochondrial-like
Exons: 9
Coding region: 545-1030 (161 amino acids)
Biological process (GO): ubiquinone biosynthetic process
Molecular function (GO): DNA-binding transcription factor activity; DNA binding
Source: RefSeq, a predicted model, not a curated record